CUCUACAAUACUGGUAAGCCGCACCCAACCCCCGACACCCACAACCAACACCUGUACCUUGUCAAAAAAUCGGAAUGACGUCUACCAAGGGCAAGGUUCCGACUGGGUUCGCGGACGAAAUCGUCAUCUCCGAGACAUCCUUCCGAACAGCUCGACAUGCCCUCAUCUCGAAUCAACAGCCAAAUUCAAAGAAGCGGAAACGGGAAGAGAAGGGAGACCUCUCGGUCGUCUCGGGACCGGGCUCAUACAAAGGGCCAUGGGCAAGAUUUGAGGAAGAGCAGCCGGAUUCGUCGUCAGAAGAGGAGGUGGAAGUAGAAUACGAAGAAGACGAGAUCGAGGAACAGCCGGCGAAGCCCUCAAAAGCAGGCACAAGCUACGGCGCAGAGCCAGACAAGGAGACGACCGUCUUCCACGGCGCCGAGCAGUUCGACUACCAGGGCCGCACAUACAUGCACAUCCCGCAAGACCUAGGCAUCGACCUACGCACCGACGACGUCGCAAAGAACUACAUCCCCAAGAAACACAUCCACACCUUCUCCGGCCACUCCAAAGCCAUCACCCAGAUGCGCUUCUUCCCACACUCGGGCCACCUCCUCCUCUCCGCCUCCGCCGACAACACAGUCAAGCUUUUCGACACAUACCACGACCGCGCCCUCCUCCGCUCCUUCAACGGCCACACCAAAUCCGUAAACGACGUCUCCUUCAACAACGACGGCUCCCGCUUCCUCUCCGCCUCCUACGACCGCUACAUGAAGCUCUGGGACACCGAGUACGGGAAAUGCAUCGCCAAAUUCACCACCGGCAAGACCCCGCACGUCGUCCGCUUCAACCCGGCCCCGCACCUCAACCACGAGUUCCUCGCGGGCAUGAGCGACAAGAAGAUCCUGCAGUACGACACCCGCGCGGGCACCCAGGUCCAGGAAUACGACCACCAUCUCGGCCCCGUAAACACAAUCACCUUCUGCGACGAAAACCGCCGCUUCAUCACCACCUCCGACGACAAGUCGCUACGCGCCUGGGAAUACGGCAUCCCCGUGCCCAUCAAAUUCAUUGCGGAGCCGCACAUGUUCGCCAUGACGCGCGGCGACAUGCACCCGAGCCAGAAAUACGUCGCGUAUGCCAACCAGGACAACCAAAUCACCGUCUACUCCGCGCUCGACCGGUUCAAGCAGAACCGGAAAAAGGCGUUUUUGGGCCACAAUCAUGCCGGGUAUGCGAUUGACGUGGCGUUUAGUCCGGACGGGCAGUUUGUCAGUAGUGGCGAUACGGGUGGGUAUGUGUGCUUCUGGGACUGGAAGACGUGUAAGAUGUAUGAGAAGAUCAAGGCGAGUGAGGGUCCGUUGAUUGCGGUGCAGUGGCAUCCGCGCGAGACGAGUAAGGUUGUGACGGGCGAUUUGAAUGGGACCAUCAAGUAUUGGGAUUAGAAUAAAAAAAACAGCCAAGUUAUGUGAAUAGACGACGUUAUGACUUUGACGAUGUCCCAUGGAAAAAUUCGUUAUUCAUCAAACGCUAUUAUGCUC
Molecule: messenger RNA, 1520 nt
Organism: Pseudovirgaria hyperparasitica
Lineage: Eukaryota; Fungi; Ascomycota; Dothideomycetes; Acrospermales; Acrospermaceae
Product: WD40 repeat-like protein
Exons: 1
Coding region: 75-1424 (449 amino acids)
Biological process (GO): mRNA splicing, via spliceosome
Cellular component (GO): catalytic step 2 spliceosome
Molecular function (GO): mRNA binding; protein binding
Source: RefSeq, a predicted model, not a curated record